Messenger RNA from Danio aesculapii, 2063 nucleotides. RefSeq names its product homeobox C10a (gene hoxc10a). Gene Ontology annotation, biological process: regulation of transcription by RNA polymerase II. NCBI's taxonomy places the organism in Eukaryota, Metazoa, Chordata, Actinopteri, Cypriniformes, Danionidae. Gene Ontology annotation, molecular function: DNA-binding transcription factor activity, RNA polymerase II-specific; RNA polymerase II cis-regulatory region sequence-specific DNA binding. The transcript is spliced from 3 exons. Gene Ontology annotation, cellular component: nucleus. Bases 514 to 1527 code for a protein of 337 amino acids. The record is from RefSeq and is a predicted model, not a curated record.
UCUUUGAACUUCAAUAAUGUCAAGGCCUUCACCUUUAACCUAUUGCAAUAAAGUGGAAUCAAGGAGCCCCUUUUGUCAGGAAACGUGGUGAACAGAACAGAUCCAAUCAGUGCAAGUGGGAAAGAAUCAAGGAAUGUCUAAGAAGCAACACUUUGACCUCUCGCAUUAAACUACAGCAGACGCAUAAGCCACGUAACAGUAUAUCUGAAGCGUGCGACUGUUCUUUGUUCUGCUGUUGACUUCCUUGUCCUCAAUGUACGGCUAGAUGGCGCCAUUGCUCCAUGCUGCACCACAUAAAUUCAACAACUUGACCCCAGUGACGUCAAGACGGUCUGGCGCAUCAAGGCCACUUUCAAAACCCUAUUGGUCUGAAAAUCACAUGACAAAGCGCCUUGAAUCCAUAAUUAUGUUGCUGAUAUUUUUCGCCCCCCCAAAAGAUGUCAGCGUCCUACUGUCCUUAUCCUCUUCGGCAUAAAGGAGAUUGUUUUGAAUCUAAAGAAAACAAGUAGCAAAAUGUCAUGCCCGAACAACGUGGCAGCCAAUGCAUUCCUGAUGGACUCGCUGGUGGGAGGAACAUCUCCUUUCAGAGGUGAGAGCUAUUCCUCUAACUCUGGAAUGUAUAUGCAAACGUCUGCAGAAUAUGGUUGCUCCAUGAUGGGUAGUUUUGGCAUUGUUGGCACCCCUCUCUCCAAACGGGAUGACCUGCAACCGAGUGGGAUGCAUCUCGGCAGCUACCAGCACUCACAUUACCUGUCGCAGCGGGACACUUGGAUCGCAGGCUCUAAAACUUACAGAGGCUCGCAACCUGUUGCCCAGCCUUUACACCCAUGCUCGUUUCCAGCUAGCAAUGUAAAAGAGGAAGCGAUUCCUUGUCUUUAUCAGCCUGAUAUCGACAGCGCCAAGGAGUCCGGCGAGAAAUCCACCUACAUCCGUCUGGGAGACAAUAACAGCCACCCGAAUCAAAGCGCCGUCUCCACCCCCGAUUAUUUCCGACGGAGCCAGGUGUACGCCAGUGAAAGGGGCCACCACGGAGAUGAGUUCGGCUCGGACUUUAAUCCAAUAGCCAGAAUAUCCACGCCUGUUGAGGCACUAGCGGCAGAGUCAUGUGUUAAAAGCAGCAAAGCAAGGCAGCACCCAGAAGACAAGGGAGGGAAUACGCAGGAAGACGACAUGGAUCAGAGACAGACUAGAAAAGAGGAGAGUGUGUCAAAAACAGACAGUUGUACUGAUGAUUCCGAAAGCGAAUUAAAAGAUGAGUCUAAAUUGGAAAAAGCAACGGGGAACUGGCUAAAAGCGAAAAGUGGUCGAAAGAAGAGAUGUCCUUACACAAAGCAUCAGACACUUGAGCUGGAGAAGGAGUUCUUGUUCAACAUGUACUUGACUCGAGAGCGCCGUCUGGAGAUCAGCAAGAGUAUCAACCUCACAGACAGACAGGUCAAGAUCUGGUUCCAAAACAGACGGAUGAAGCUAAAGAAGCUCAACAGAGAAAGUCGCGUCCGAGAGCUAACAGGCUAUAGCUUCAACUGAGAGCUUGAAAACAGACAAAAACGAAAUAAUAAAUUACACACUCUCUCUUUCCUCACGUCUAGCCACUAUAUAUUUUUAAUCACACCCCUCCCUCAUUUCUAUUUUGUUUUUCAACUCAACUUACAAUACAUUUCAAUACAGACUUACAAAUUUAUAAAAUAGCAAAGCAGUGGCCCAUGACUUUCAUUGCAAAGGGACUGGUACACCCUGCAAACGAUAUGGCAAAUAGUUUACAUCCAGGCCUAAUUUAUCACUGUUGAACAAACAAGAAUAAUAAUUGUAAAUAUGCCUAUAGCGAAAGAAAACGAUGCUUGGUGCACAUAUUCGUGGAAGAUUUGUAAUUUUAAAAGUCCUUUACUCAGAAUAUACGAACGAGAUGUCUAUUCGAUGUCUUAGGUUAGUUUGUUCGCUGUCAGUGCGCUUGUCAUACACAAUGCGCGCUCUGUAUUUUGCAUGCUCUGUUGUUGACGUGUAUUUGUCAAUUUGAUGUUUAACUCGAGAGGCUGAUAAAUAAAACAGGGGAUGGGAAAAUAUAA